Messenger RNA from Staurois parvus, 325 nucleotides. The record is from the annotation of a GenBank genome assembly. Lineage: Eukaryota; Metazoa; Chordata; Amphibia; Anura; Ranidae.
UGGGGCCCCCGGGCAACAGGGGAUCAUGGGGCCCCUGUGUCCUUGCCCAAACUCAAAAAAGCCUAUGAAAAAGGUACCAGGGACAUCUCAUGGGGCACCCUACUGACCCCGGGCCCUUGGGCAGUGCCCGAAUUCCAAAUGGUCAGUCCGCCCCUGCUCUGGAUUCAUUAAUGUGAUCAAGAUAAAUGAACUAACCAUACACUUUCCCAACAAAGAAUGGAAGAUAUACCAAUUCUUCAUGACUGGUCUGCUUUAGAAUAUUUUGGAUUCGUCUGGAGUUUAAGAAAUUACAAGGAAUUUUUAAGAGGAACAAAUAUUAUUUUCA